AUGGUCUCUAUGAUCGAAACCUCCAAUUCUACACACAAUGACCCGGCCAUGGACCCGGUCGUGCCCAAACCAGAACCCCUUGCGGAGGGGUCCAUCAGUUCAGCGGUAUCAACUCCCGAUCCGGAGGGGGAAUUGAUGCCCCAGGAUGUGACCCAGACGCAAAAGCGAAAGGGUGGUCGAAAACCUAUCUAUGCCACUUCCGAGGAACGGAAGCAGCGUAACCGUCAGGCCCAGGCGGCCUUUCGCGAACGUCGCACCGAAUAUAUCCGCCAGCUCGAGUCCACCAUCAAGCGCAAUGAGGAAACCCUGCAGACCCUGCAGCAAAACCAUCGCACCGCUGCGGAUGAGUGUCUAAUGUUGCGCUAUAAAAACUCCUUGCUGGAGAGGAUCCUUUUGGAGAAAGGUAUCGAUGUCCAGGCCGAAUUGCGCUUGAAGACGGGCAAUCCCGGGGCCACGGCGGGUAAACCCAACCCGGUGGCUCCCAAACCGUCUGCGUCGCUGGAACGGGCCGCCGUGAAUCGGAACACCGCCCAGCGGCAUCCUACCGGGAUUGCCCCGAAAGGAGAUUCGUUUGGCAUGUCACAGCAUCGGGAGGGCGCCUACGGGAUCCCGUCCCCACAGUUCCAGGCCACCCCGCCGUCACAUGUCUCGUCGCCGUCGCACACCAAGUCCCCGGGAUUCGCCUACCAGGGCGCGAUCUCCCCCGUUGCGAUCGACCCGCAGCAGGCUCAACAGCAAGCCCAGCAGCGCUCCCAGAUGUUGUCGCACUCGCGGAACGUGAGCCAAGCCUCACCUCCCAUCAGCCUCGGCCAGCCCGAAACGGCCGACCUCAAGGCUACCAUGCCGGCACAAUCUCGCGCCGCACGGGUCGCAUCGGCCUACUAUCCAUCGCCCUUUCAAAAACACUAUGACCAAUUAGAACAAGAAUACGACGCGCAGGCGGAUCUGCUCGAUGAGGAACAUGAGCCUACCUCGCAGUACAUGUCGGGCUUCAACCCCGGCGCCUCGGUUUCCUCCCUGGGAGCUCGUGGCCUGGCCCAGUUCAACCCCCCGGCGAGCGAAGGGUCCAAUGGCGCAUACAACAACGCCAACCCACUACUGGGGAAUUAUGAACCCAUGUUAGACACGGACCCGUUUGGACUGAGCGCCAGCAUGCAUUUCCAGACCCCAUUUAGCUACGAGCAAAGCGGUGCCCGGCCAUAA
Messenger RNA from Aspergillus campestris IBT 28561, 1203 nucleotides. Its product is annotated as putative bZIP transcription factor. The record is from RefSeq and is a predicted model, not a curated record. The coding region runs from base 1 to 1203 and encodes 400 amino acids. Gene Ontology annotation, molecular function: DNA-binding transcription activator activity, RNA polymerase II-specific; transcription cis-regulatory region binding. NCBI's taxonomy places the organism in Eukaryota, Fungi, Ascomycota, Eurotiomycetes, Eurotiales, Aspergillaceae. Gene Ontology annotation, cellular component: RNA polymerase II transcription regulator complex. The transcript has 4 exons.